GUCUUUUCCUUCGCUUAGGCAAAAGCGUGAGCCGUUCGGCGAGGAAAUAUUACUCUAUAGCCCUGGCCUAGGGAGCGUGGAAGCUUCUCUCUCUCUCUCUCUCUCUCUCUCUCUCUCUCUGAGGGCUUGGGGACUUCUCGCCUCUCCUUCAUCCCUCGCCGCCUCGGUGAAAUUUCUCUUGGGUUCGAGGCGGCGCGACGGGAAUCGACCGAAAUUGGGGGCUUUUGUGCAAUUGGGCGGUUCCGAUCGGGCUUGGAUCCGUGAAAUCUCCGUUAUCGGAUAAUAUCGGAGGGAUUUCUUAAUUAUCUUAUGCAGGGAUUUCUCAAUUUGCUUCUUUUGGUUCACAGCUGAAAGCAACCAUCCUCUUUCUUACAGUUUAUCUUUUACAUAGUUGAGAUAUAUGGGCUGACUCUAGAAUUUCAUGGGAGGUGUAGAUGACAAUGAACCACCACUAAAACGCGUGAGAGUGCCUACGGUGGAAUCAGGGAGCCUUUUGAAGAACUCACCUUUUUCAGAGCCUGUCAUUUCUUUGGGAGGCCCAAUGGCCAGACCUUUAGCAUCAGAAGGAAAAGAAGACAUAAUUGGUUCUAAAGGUGUUAUUAAGAAAGUGGAAUUUGUUAGGAUCAUUACAAAGGCUUUAUAUUCUCUUGGUUAUGAGAGAAGUGGUGCAGCUUUGGAGGACGAGUCAGGAAUAUACUUGCAUUCAUCUGUGGUAAAUCUUUUUAGGAAACAAGUGCUUGAUGGGUAUUGGGAUGAAAGUUUGGUUACAUUGCGGAAAAUAGAUCACUUGGAUGAGAAUAUUCUGAAGUCUGCAUCUUUUUUGAUAUUAGAGCAAAAAUUUUUUGAACUUCUGGGGAAGAAUAGAAUUAUUGAUGCUGUAAAGAUGUUGAGAAGUGAGAUUACUCCUCUUGGCAUCAAGAGAGAACGGGUACACGAGCUUUCUGGUUGUAUUGUUUCUUCUUCAAAGCUUGCUUUACUUGGAUUUGCUAAUGUGGGUACAGAGACUGCAAACUCACGGAUGAAGCUGCUAGAGGAAUUGCAGAAGUUGUUUCCCCCCACAGUUAUGAUACCCGAGAGGAGGUUGGAGCAUCUGGUUGAACAAGCUCUGAAUGUGCAGCGUGAUGCUUGUUAUUUCCACAAUUCAUUGGAUAGUACACUGUCCCUAUACACUGAUCAUCAGUGUGGAAAGGAGCAGAUACCUUCUCAAACAACACAGGUACUGUUUGGACACCAUGAUGAAGUAUGGUUUUUGCAGUUCUCAAAUAAUGGGAAAUAUUUAGCAUCAUCAUCAAGUGAUGGAUCUGUUAUUAUAUGGGAGGUUCAUGAAGAUGGAAGAAUUUCAUUGAAGCAUAAGCUAACUGGUCAUGACAAACCUGUCAUAAUGGUUGCCUGGAGACCUGAUGACUGCCAGCUUCUCUCCUGUGGCAUGGAAGAGGUCGUCAGGCGCUGGGAUGUUAUCUCUGGAGAAUGCCUCCAUGUAUAUGAAAAAAGUGGGCUUGGUCUUAUUUCUUGUGCUUGGUUCCCAGAUGGAAAACAGUUGCUUUGUGGUGUAACUGACCAGAACAUCUCCUUGUGGGAUUUGGAUGGAAAAGAACUGGAAAGUUGGAAGGGGCUGCGAGCAACUAGAACAUCAGAUAUUGCUGUCACAAAAGAUGGCAAAUGGAUUAUAAGCAUGUGUAGGGAGACUGCCAUAUCUUUGCUUGAUAGGGAAGCAAAACGAGAACAUCUCAUUGAAGAGGAGCAAACAAUUACUACAUUCUCACUCUCGAAACAUGAUAAGUUUUUGCUGGUAAAUCUUCUAAACCAAGAGAUCCAUUUGUGGAGCAUAGUUGGUGAGCCAAUGCUUAUAGCCAAAUAUAAAGGUCACAAGCGUAGCCGACUUGUAAUAAGGUCCUGUUUUGGGGGAUAUGAGCAGGCAUUUGUUGCAAGUGGAAGUGAAGAUUCACAGGUGUACAUAUGGCACCGGGCCGGUGGGGAUCUCAUACGGGCAUUACCUGGGCAUGCCGGUGCCGUCAACUGUGUCAGCUGGAACCCAUCAAAUCAUCAUAUGUUGGCAUCAGCUAGUGAUGACCAUACAAUACGUGUAUGGGGAUUAAACAGGGUUAACCUGAAGCGGAAGGACGCUGGUUAUCAUUGCAACGGAGUGGUCCACCAGUGCAAUGGAAACAGAAAAUGAACAUGCAAAUAUGGAGCAUGGAGAACUUUAAAAGGAAUUUCUUUGAUCAUUCCUUCAUUGACUGUACAUUCUUUUACUUGGUUCUUUCGUGACAUGCAUAGCAGACGAGGCCUGUAAAUAUAAGGCCGCUAUCUCUGCCAAUAAAUCGUGUACUUCGACUCUUUUUCAGUCUGUCCAUUUAUUUUCCUAAUCGAAUCAGUCUUCUUGUUUCGUGCUUAUUUAA
Phoenix dactylifera (date palm) is the source of this 2399-nucleotide messenger RNA. RefSeq names its product WD repeat-containing protein 26 homolog. The record is from RefSeq and is a predicted model, not a curated record. Lineage: Eukaryota; Viridiplantae; Streptophyta; Magnoliopsida; Arecales; Arecaceae. Gene Ontology annotation, molecular function: protein binding.